Messenger RNA from Dichomitus squalens LYAD-421 SS1, 1529 nucleotides. Its product is annotated as FAD/NAD(P)-binding domain-containing protein. The coding region runs from base 71 to 1273 and encodes 400 amino acids. The transcript is spliced from 2 exons. The record is from RefSeq and is a predicted model, not a curated record. NCBI's taxonomy places the organism in Eukaryota, Fungi, Basidiomycota, Agaricomycetes, Polyporales, Polyporaceae. Gene Ontology annotation, molecular function: FAD binding.
CCCAGUUGUACGCACCUCGAAAGCAACUCGACUUCUCACAGUGAACGCAAAUAAGGCAGCUUCAAUAGGAAUGGCCACAACGGCUUACCCUCGUAUCGCAAUCAUCGGCGGAGGCCCCGGCGGCCUCACCCUCGCCCUCACUCUCCACCGUCGCGGAGUACCCUUCACCGUCUACGAACGAGAGACGAGCGCGGACUCCCGCGCCCACCUUGGAGGCAUGCUGGACCUCGGGUACGAGAGCGGCCAACGCGCGUUGCGCGAGAACGGUCUCGGAGAGGUCUUCGCGCGCAACUCCCGCCCCGAGGCGGACAGUUUCCGCGCAUACGAUCCCGAGGGCAACCUCCUCUUCGCCAAGGAUCCCGAUCCGAAUCAGGAUCCGCUGGACGUUCGCCCUGAGAUCGACCGCUCGGUAUUGCGGAAGAUCCUAGUCGACGCCAUCCCCGCCAACGCGGUCAAAUGGAGCCACGCUCUGGCAUCUGUGCGCGACCUCGGCAACGGGGAGCGCGAGCUGACGUUCGCUAACGGCAAUACCGCCGUGGUCGACAUCCUCGUCGGGGCCGACGGCGCUAACUCGCGCGUCCGUCCGCUCAUCUCCUCGGCUGUUCCGAUAUACCACGGGGUGACUGGGGCCGAAAUCUCCAUUGCACCGGAGGACACGAAGAAGCCAGAGCUACAGGACGUCAUCAGCAUGCUCGGCAACGGCAGUAUGUUCUCCUUCGGGCACGGGAUGAUGCUUGGUUCGCAGCUCAACGGCGAUGGCCGCAUACGCACCUAUGCAUGGUUCCCCGGUCCCGAGGACUGGAAGCUCCCGAACGAGCCAGCCGAGGCACGCAAAGUCUUGCUCGAGAUAUUCAAGAACCGGGCACCGAGCCUCCGCAAGCUCAUCGAGUACUGCGACGACGGUGCGAUCUACCAACGUUCCCUGUACCGGUUGCCGCUUGACCACAAGUGGGAGCACGUCCCUAGGGUGACGAUCCUCGGGGAUGCAGCGCAUCUCAUGAGCCCAGCCGCAGGUGCAGGUGUCAAUCUGGCGAUGCUUGAUGCGCUGGAGCUCGGCAUUGUCCUUGCGGACACAAUCAACGGCGCGAGCACCGUAGAGGAACGGGAGGCAGCUGUAGCGACAUGGGAGAAGGAGAGGAUAGAGGCAGCCAAUCAUUUCGCCGUCAUUGCCAACAUCAACGUCCAGGCUUGGACGAGCACGGAAGACCCUGCGAGCAUGCUUCAGUCGAUGUUCAAGCGUAUGGGUGACUCCGCGGUGAGGCGGAAGGCUUGAUAGGUCUGGAUCGGAAAUAUUAGUCCGGAGUCGCCUCUUUGAGAUGUGUCACGGUGCUGCUCCCUGAAGCGGUCUUCAUGCUCCACAUUGUAGUGUAGGUCAUUGUCCGUCUCGCGCUACGGCUCUGCAGACUUUGUUCAACGAUAUUGGAUAACGAGAGAACUGUCACACCUCCAAGGCCCGAUAUCCCUCAGUUCUUUAAAACCAAUAAUGUGAUAACGGAUCGCUGGUAAUCGAGGACUACGUCUCCUGUCCG